GAGUCGGCCCUGGCCGGCACCAUGGACGAGGGCUCGCUGCGGAGGGAGCUGCCGAGGAAGGGCACGGCGAUCGGCAGCCUAGGCUUCUCGGCGCCUGGCUCGCCGCUCGGGGCCUCCGAGGCUGCAGCGGCCAGGGCGACCGCCAAGGUGUCCUCCGAGUUCGCCACGGGAGAGAGCGCCAGGUUCCGGGGAGGGGUCGCCGCUGCGGCUGGCCAGGGAGAGCUCCAGGCCGAGGCUCGGCGGCAAGCCCGACCACGAGAUCGCUGCAGAGGAGCCGCCGGGCGCGGGCGGGCCUCGCGCUGCGCCGGCGCAGGAGCCGCCGCAGCAGCAGUGCGGGCCACGUCGGCCGGCGCUCCAGCAGCCGCGGCGGCCGCAGCAUCGGCU
Prorocentrum cordatum is the source of this 384-nucleotide messenger RNA. The record is from the annotation of a GenBank genome assembly. NCBI's taxonomy places the organism in Eukaryota, Dinophyceae, Prorocentrales, Prorocentraceae.